Drosophila subpulchrella is the source of this 6557-nucleotide messenger RNA. Its product is annotated as small G protein signaling modulator 2. The transcript has 7 exons. Gene Ontology annotation, molecular function: GTPase activator activity. Gene Ontology annotation, biological process: activation of GTPase activity. The coding region runs from base 588 to 4166 and encodes 1192 amino acids. The record is from RefSeq and is a predicted model, not a curated record. Lineage: Eukaryota; Metazoa; Arthropoda; Insecta; Diptera; Drosophilidae.
AGAGCGAAAAGCUGUGUGGCGGAAAACAGCAAAUGACACGAUAAGAAGUAUAAUCAAAAAUAAACAAAGAGGGAAAGGAACAAUAAAAUAUAAAAAAUAGUUAUUAAAAGUAGCGCCACCAGCACACAUACACCAAGACGCAAAAGAGAACGGAGCAGCCAAAAAGUAUGCAGCAAAAAUGUGAAUAACUACUACCAAAAGGAAACGACAGCAACAACAUAGCAGCAGCAUCAUCACACACACACACACACUCUGUUGUUGUUAUAUAAGUGUGUGUGCGUAUGCGGGUGUGUGUGCGUGCGUAGUAGUAAAAAUGUAGCAAAACAACAACUGCGACACACAAAAAAAACCUAACAAAACAUGAGACAACGAAUCUAAGAAAAUUUUUGAUACCACAAUUUUUGUUAACAAAAAAAAGAAGGAAGAAGAAGGUGAAGAGAAAUAAAGGAAACACAAAAGAAGAAAAGCAAAAGGAAACAAGCAGCUGGCAGAGAGAGAAACAAUUUGCCCCAAGAAAUAUACCACAAAAAGAACUAGGAGCGAGCGAGCGAAAGAGAGAGCAGAGGGUCCAUCAUCCACCAAUACAAAUGAACAUGCUACACAGUUUCAGCGGCGGCAGCGCUGCCAACGCCGCGGGCGACGCCAGCAGCGCGGAGACCGAGCUGAAGGAGCGGCUGAUAGCCAGCGUGAAGAAGGAGGUGAAGCAGCUGAUGGAGGAGGCGGUGACCAAGAAGUACGUCCACGAGGAGAGCAGCUCGGUGACCUCGCUGUGCGGCGCGGUGGAGGCCUGUCUGAGUCACGGCCUCCGCCGGAGGGCUCUUGGCCUGUUCAAGACCUCCUCGACGACGGCGCUGAUCCAGAAGAUAGCCAAGAUCUGCCCGGAGGCGGACUACGUGAGCCGGCGGCUGCUCGAACUGGAGCUGGCCCAGGAGUCGCAUGCGGUGAGCGGGAAGCGCUCCUCCUCCUCCAGCGACAGCAUCAUCAAGCCGAAGCUUCUGAGCAAGAGCAGUGGGAGCAGCAACUCGGUGACCACCAUCAAUACGGUGUCCAAUGGAGCGGGAACGGGCACUGGCGGCGGUGGCGGAGGGGGCGGUUCUAUAGCCCCACUGGGAAAGUACCUGUGGAUCCGGCUGGCUCUGCACGAGAAGCGGCUGGCCAAGAUCAUCGAGCACCUGGUGAGCAACGCCAGCAGCUACUACGAUCGCGAGGCGCUGGUCGCCGACCCGGACUACGGAUCCAUCCUGAGCUCCCUGCUGGUGGGUCCCUGCGCCCUCGAGUUCACCCGGGCCAAGACUGCCGACCACUACUGGUCCGAUCCCUGUGCCGACGAGCUGGUGCAGCGGCACAGGAUCAGCUCCGGCAACCGGACGCCGCCCACCACCCACCGGCCCAUCAUCAACUUCAAGCGCAGCCUGCACACCAGCUCGGAGGACACGAGCAGCGGCUCCUUCAAGGCCUGCUCGCCGGCGAGCGUGGCCAAGGACUACGUGGAGUCGCUGCACCAGAACUCCCGCACCACGCUGCUCUACGGCAAGAACAAUGUGCUGGUGUUGCCCAAGGACGUCUCGGAGCCGAUGCCCGGCUACCUGAGUCUGCACCAGAGCAUCCAGUCGCUGACCAUCAAGUGGACGCCCAAUCAGCUGAUGAACGGCUACAACGAUGGCGAUGGCGGCGACAAGAGCUUCUACUGGAGCUAUGCCCUCAACAUCAAUGUGGACGAGAUCGUCUAUGUGCAUUGCCAUCAGAAUCGCGGCGGCGACACUGGUGGCACCAUCAUCCUGGUGGGCCAGGAUGGCGUUCAACGGCCACCGAUCCACUUUCCCGAGGGCGGCCAUCUCCAGGCGUUCCUCAGCUGCCUGGAGACGGGCCUGCUGCCCCACGGCCAGUUGGAUCCACCGCUGUGGUCGCAGCGCGGCAUCGGCAAGCUCUUCCCCUGGCCCAAGAGCGUGCGGCGACACAUCCUGCCCUCGGUGAUGGAGGCAGGUGCUCCGGCGGCCGACGAGACGCCCAUCGACUAUGUGUUCCGGGUGGUCAGCAAGUGCCAGCACGAGGAGUUCUUGGCCAGCCAUCCGAUCCUGGAGCUGGGGCGAUCGAGUCCACGCAGGAAGCACCUGGGCAGCUGCUCCACCACCGGCAGCAGCGACUGCUCCAGCAAGAGCCUCUCCAUCGACCAGAGCAGCUGCGAGACGCCCCUCAUCCAGGCCAGCCAGAGCACCAGCAUUGAGCUGGUCUGCUCCACGAUGCGCAGGCAGAUCAUCUCCAGGGCCUUCUACGGCUGGCUGGCCUACUGCCGCCACCUCUCCACGGUGCGCACCCACUUGUCCGGACUGGUCAACGUGCGCAUCAUGCCGGACCUGGCUGCGGACGAGGAGGGUCUGACCCGCGACAAGUGGCUGGCGAUGCACGAGGAUGGCGUGGUCACCGGCGAUCUGGAGCUCUACCGCCUGGUCUACUUUGGCGGCGUGGAACCCGAUCUGCGCAAGGACGUGUGGCCCUACCUACUGGGACACUAUGCCUUCGGCUCCACGCCGGAGGAGCGCCGGAAGCAGGACGAGACCUGCAAGCACUACUACGAGACGACGAUGAGCGAGUGGCUGGCCGUGGAGGCCAUUGUGCGUCAGCGGGAGAAGGAGAAGACGGCCCUGGCCGUGGCCAAGCUGAGUGCCGAGCAGGCUCGCCUGGCGGCCAAUGCGUCCGGCUCCUCGAAUCUCCACCAGAAACUCACCAACGGCAGUCGCCAAUUGGAGUUGGAGCAGCAGAAUGACGAGGAAGAGCAGGAACGGAUCAUCCUGGAUGAGGGCGAGAAUGAUGUGUUCGAUGACAAUGACUUCUCGGACAUAUCCGAUCCAGGGGAUCUGUUCGAUGAGCCGGAACUGGGUGAAGAAGCUGAGGAGCAACAGGAGCAAAGUAGUCCAGGGGAGGAGCUUGUGGUCGGGGAAGAGGAUCAGCAGGAGGAGCGCGGGAUGCCGCGCCUCAGCGAGCAACUGGUGCUAGAGUUCCAGAACCUGGACAGCAUGGAGCCACUGCGUCUGCAGGAGAAUUGUUUUGCCGAUUCCGAGAACGAAAACGAUCUGGGACUAGGUCUGGAUGGCAGUGGAAACAUCCUGAUGCUGAGCAUCAAGAGCUCCCCAUCGACCAGCAGCUACGAGACGGUGGGCAACGAGUUUGUGGACAUGGCGGAGGCCAAGCUGGAGGAGGAGGAGCGCCCGGGAGAGCUGAGCAAGUUCCACAGCGCCGACGAUGUUCGGCUUGACAACCCGGUGGAGGAGGAGGAGGAGCCAUCGCAGCCGGCCACGGCGGUGAUCAUCACGGAGGCAGCCUCACUGGACGCCCUGGACGUGGACGACGAUCCCACCGAGGAGUUCACCUCGCGCAAGACCAGCCUGAUGUCACCCCUCAACGAGGAUAUCACAGUGGUGGCCUCGCUGGAUGCCCUGCAGGAGCCCAAGUCUGCCUGCGUCUCGCCGGCCAGCUCCAAUGGCGGCGUCUAUAGCGUGGAGCUCCUGGAGCAGUUCGGUCUAAAUCUGCACCGGAUCGAGAAGGAUGUGCAGCGUUGCGACAGGAACUACUGGUACUUUGCCAACGAGAACCUGGACAAGCUGCGCAACGUGAUCUCCACGUACGUGUGGGAGCACCUGGACGUGGGCUACAUGCAGGGCAUGUGCGACCUGGUGGCUCCCCUCCUGGUCAUCUUCGACGACGAGUCGCUCAGCUACAGCUGCUUCUGCAAGCUCAUGGAGCGCAUGAUCGAGAACUUCCCGAGUGGCGGGGCCAUGGACAUGCACUUCGCCAACAUGAGAUCCCUCAUCCAGAUCCUCGACUCCGAGAUGUACGACCUGAUGGACUCGAACGGCGACUACACGCACUUCUACUUCUGUUACCGGUGGUUCCUGCUGGACUUCAAGCGGGAGCUCGUCUACGACGACGUCUUCGCCACCUGGGAGGUGAUCUGGGCGGCCAAGCACAUCGCCUCCGGCCACUUCGUCCUCUUCCUGGCCCUGGCCCUGCUGGAGACCUACCGCGACAUCAUCCUCUCGAACAGCAUGGACUUCACCGAUGUCAUCAAGUUCUUCAAUGAAAUGGCCGAGCGCCACAACGCCCAGUCGAUCCUGCAGCUGUCCAGAAACCUGGUCCUCCAGCUGCAGACCAUCAUCGAGAACAAGUGAAGAGCCAUCGUCACACAUCAGACAUUAGUCAUCCAUCGACAGUUCCUGGAGACCUCAGUUCCCGAUCAGUAUUGAGCAUACGAUGUACUAAGUAGCUAGCACCUAGAGCCUAGAAUCGUAGAAAUGGAGUUAGAAAGCGCUUGGGGAUACAUAACCAAAACAUAUAGCAUAUACCCCAUACCAUAUAACCCAUAUACCAUAUAACACAUACCUGCACCCUAGAGAUUGCAAUUAGCUGAGGUUUUUCGGGGAGGCUUCCCGUAAUUCGCAAUGGUUUUUUUUUUUGGAAACGGCUGGGAAUCGCUUAAAGAAAUUUAACAAAAUUAAGGAAAUUGUAGUGACCUGAAAAACAAAAGAGAGUAAAUCAAGUGGAAAUCGAGCAACGUAAAAGAUAAACUAUUUAUACUUAUACAAUAUACAUGCAUAUACCGAUUAUAUUAUAUACAGGCAGUUGCAUAUUUAUACGUUUUGUAUAUUCGAGAGAACCGGGGGGUGGAUCACGUACAUAUAUGGAUAUUGUAUUAGAUAUCGUCUAUAUAUGGCAAUGCUGUGCGGCUGCGAGUGCGGCCAACUGUUGUUAAUGUUAUGUUAUAGAUUUGGCAAGUUAUCAGAUAUAUUAUAUGCAUAUUGAAAGAAUUCAGGGGGAGGCAAAGAGGGCUUUAAAUUUCCGUAAAGACGUGGUUCUGUUUUAAGAAAUGCCUUAGACAUCUCAAUAUAUUAAAUUAAAGAGAGAUUCCAGCUUUUCAACCAUAUUCCUUUUAGGAGAUUUGAGAUCUCUGGUGCUUUUCAACCAUAUUCCUUUUAGGAGAUUUGAAAUCUCUGGUGUUUUGAUACCGCCUAAGAGACGAGUUUUAUAAGGCCAACCUCUAGGAGAUUUCAAAUCUGUAGUGGAAUAACACUGUACAAUAAUAAAAGAUUUCCGAAAGAACCCUCGAGUUUUUCAAAGAUAACCAUUUUGAGGUGGUUUGAAAUCUAUUGUGAUUUAAAUCGCUGUAAAAGCGUCGAUUUCUGACUAUUUCACGAGAUUUGUAAUCUAUAGGACUUAAUAAAUCUUAAAAAACUGUGUGCAAUGGCAAAUGGAUUUCCAUAAAAAGAGUUGAGUUUUAUAAAGAUUACCACUUUUGAGGAGAUUUAAAAUCUGAAGAGGUUUUCUAAGCCACCCCUGAAUCGUAUUGCAAUUGUUCGCUUGUUCGGUUUUGUUUUCUCUUAUUUUUUUCUUUGUAGCUGAAAGCGUUGAGAAAACAUUUUGUAUUCGAGUUGCCCGACAGGUAGAUCCUGGGGCUAUAUCUCUAUAGGUAAAUCGAACAAUUGCCGAAACACACACGAAACCCACUAAACCAAACACAGAAAAAUGUUACGAAAAUUAUUGUUGACGGCUGCGAAACGUUGAGUUUGUUUGUAUUAGCAGAAUUAAUAUGCAACCCAAUAUAUAUAGAUAUAUAUUAUAAACUAAUAUUUAUACAAAUAUUAACCCAAAAUAUAGAUAUAGAGGGCGGAAUGUGUAAGCCCUGUAUUGUUAUAAUCGAACCCGAUUCGUUGCUAUUCUCAGGCAAACUACAUACAUAGUUUCUAUCCGGUUUUUCGUUGUUUUUUGGUAAGUGCAGGCGCACCAAAAAUCCCUCCACUGGGCUUAUAUACAACUUAUAUUAUAUAGAACUAUAUAGAGCAAACACUUUGUGUGGAAUCUAAGUUAAUGCGAGUAGCACGCUUUUUGUGUAUGGAAAAAAAAACGUCGAAAACGAAAAACCAAAAAAAUACUUAAUGUGAUUUCUUGUUGCUUCUUUGAAUAUUGAUAUUUUUGUAAGCGCUAAAACGUAUACAUAUACAUAUAUAUAUAUACAUAUAACGAAAGUAAAGGAGAUGGCAGGCAACAGAAAGAGACGGCGAGCGAGGACAAGAAAGAGAGAGGAGAUAUAUUUUACACUUGGCUGGGGAAAACAACCGGGGGUUAGAGAAAGUCAGUCGAGUCCAACCAAAAUUUUGGCCACACUUUUGAUACACAUAUUCGACAGAAGAUCAACAGAUCCACCACGACAAAAACAAAUAAAAAGAAUUAAAAACCCGAAGAGCAAGGCAGGAACUCUCGCUAUAUUAUAUUGUAUCGUAACCAAGCUAAGCUACCAUAUAUAUAUAUACAUAUAUAUAUAUAUAUAUAUAUAUAUUUAUACCCGUCUGUGUAGAGACACCACCUAUAGAGCCCCGAGCAUAUAGAAUAUUACGUUACCCACGAUUGUAACCACAACAUAUAGCAUACACAUGAAUACUACGAAUAUCCUAUGUUCCAAGCGAAACCCACAUGAAAGCCCAAGGAAAACAAACAACCGAUCAAUGUAUAAUUUACCGAAACCAUGUUGAUGGAAACAAAAUAAAAGAAAUUAUGUAAAAUGUUUA